Messenger RNA from Oncorhynchus masou masou (cherry salmon), 669 nucleotides. Its product is annotated as keratin-associated protein 9-6-like. The record is from RefSeq and is a predicted model, not a curated record. The transcript has 2 exons. NCBI's taxonomy places the organism in Eukaryota, Metazoa, Chordata, Actinopteri, Salmoniformes, Salmonidae. The annotation marks the transcript as partial.
AUGGCCUUCACCAGCCAGUGUGCUGCCCAUCAGCCUUCACCAGCCAGUGUGCUGUCCAUCAGCCUUCACCAGCCAGUGUGCUGUCCAUCAGCCAUCACCAGCCAGUGUGCUGUCCAUCAGCCUUCACCAGCCAGUGUGCUGUCCAUCAGCCUUCACCAGCCAGUGUGCUGCCCAUCAGCCUUCACCAGCCAGUGUGCUGUCCAUCAGCCUUCACCAGCCAGUGUGCUGUCCAUCAGUCACCAGCCAGUGUGUCCAUCAGUCCAUCACCUGCCAGUGUGCUGUCCAUCAACCAUCACCAGCCAGUGUGCUGCCCAUCAGCCUUCACCAGCCAGUGUGCUGUCCAUCAGCCUUCACCAGCCAGUGUGCUGUCCAUCAGCCAUCACCAGCCAGUGUGCUGCCCAUCAGCCUUCACCAGCCAGUGUGCUGUCCAUCAGCCUUCACCAGCCAGUGUGCUGUCCUUCAGCCAUCACCAGCCAGUGUGCUGUCCAUCAGCCUUCACCAGCCAGUGUGCUGCCCAUCAGCCUUCACCAGCCAGUGUGCUGUCCAUCAGCCUUCACCAGCCAGUGUACUGUCCAUCAGCCUUCACCAGCCAGUGUGCUGUCCAUCAGCCUUCACCAGCCAGUGUACUGUCCAUCAGCCUUCACCAGCCAGUGUGCUGCCCAUCAUUGG